CGGCCACAUCCAAACUCGCCUUACGCCGUAGGUCAAAACUCAGCCGUUUAAGGUUUUUGAUUAGGGUUUAAAUUAGGGUUUUAGAUUUAGGAGCCAGGCAGUGCGAACGCCGAAAGCUCUAACCUUUUCAGCAAUGGCGACCUACCCACUGCACGAAGAAAAGAAGCUAAACGAUGCAGGGACGGACGAUUACACUGAAUCUGAAGAAGAAGAUGAAAACCAAAUUUUGGAAGAUCAAAAUUGGGAUGACUGGGAAGUCGACGAGGACUUAGCCGAGGAACAAAGCUCUGCUGGGGAGCUUCUCUGUCUGUUCUGCGACGCUAAGUACAGUGGAUGCGGUUUGCUCUUUGAGCACUGUACUUCGGCUCACCACUUCGAUUUCUAUGGAAUUAAGAAAGCUCAUGCCUUGGAUUUCUACAAAUGCUUUAAGCUCAUCAAUUAUAUUAGGUCUCAGGUUUCAGCCGACAAAUGCUGGUGUUGUGCGAAGAGUUUCAAUUCAACAGAAGAAUUGCAGAAACAUUUGAAUGAGUGUUCCUUGGCGGGAAACACUAUUCCAUGGGAGGAUGAGAGAUUUCUCACCCCAUUUUUGCAGGAUGAUCCGCUGUUAUAUAGCUUUGAUGAAUGCGAAGAGUGUGAGGAUGAGAACUGUAUGCCCUUGGACUCAGAGGAGCUUGCUAUGCACAUCUCCAAUGUUGAGCAUCUUAAAUUUGAUGAUGAGGAUUCUCCUGAUAGAUAUGUUUCUGAGAUCGUGAGUCCAUCUGAGAAUGGAGCUCGGGAGGCUGAUUUUAUUUCUGAAAAUGGUACAAAAACUGUAACAGAUUUGGGAAGAUUAACGGCAAAUAGAAUUAGCAGUAGUUCUGAUGGAACAUCAUCAUCUGCGAAUAUGGAUAACAAGAAGCAUUCUGCAUCUGCUUCAAAAAGUGCUGAAAAUGAGAUUGAGAACAUAAAUAAGAAUUAUUUUGGUUCGUAUGGUUCAUUUGGCAUUCACAGAGAUAUGAUCAGCGAUAAGGUAAGAACUGAAGCUUAUCGACUAGCCAUAUUGGAAAAUCCUUCACUGAUACAAGAAUCUGUUGUUAUGGAUGUGGGUUGCGGAACAGGCAUUUUAAGUUUAUUUGCAGCUCAAGCAGGAGCUGCAAGGGUUAUCGCCAUUGAAGCAAGUGAAAAGAUGGCUAGAGUAGCUACUCAGAUUGCAGAAAACAAUGGUUAUCAGCAGAAUGGUAGCAUUCAAGGGAAAGCCGUCAUUGAAGUGGUCCAUGGCAUGGUAGAAAAGCUUGAAAAUCUUAGUCAUAUAAAGCCUCACAGUAUUGAUGUAAUGGUUAGUGAAUGGAUGGGCUAUUGCCUUCUCUACGAGUCAAUGCUCAGUUCUGUACUCUUCGCAAGAGAUCAAUGGUUGAAGCCUGGAGGUGCGAUUCUCCCAGACACAGCUACACUGUUUGUAGCUGGAUUUGGUCGAGGAGGUACCAGUAUUCCGUUCUGGGAGAAUGUGUAUGGUUUUGACAUGUCUUGUAUUGGUCGGGAGAUUGUCGACGAUGCAGCCCGAACUCCUAUUGUUGAUGUCAUUGACAGUUGUCAUAUCAUCACCACUACCGAAUCUCUUCAGUCGUUCGACUUGGCAACAAUGCAGCCAAAACACAUGGACUUUACAGCUACGGUCGAACUAGAGCCAAAGUCAGAUGGUUCUAACUCAGAAACUACUUGGUGCUACGGAGUUGUUUUAUGGUUCGACACUGGAUUUACCGAGAGGUUUUGCCAGGAGAAGCCUGUCAUUCUAUCGACCUCACCCUAUGGUCCAAGCACACACUGGUCCCAGACCAUCCUCACUUUGCGAGAGCCAAUUGCAACUGCCUUAAAUGGCAGUAAUGCGAAAGCAUGCACAGUGGGUACCAAAGACAGCCCUGCCGUGAAAAUUCAAUGCCGUAUCAGCAUUGUCCGUGCUGCUCAACAUCGCAGCAUCGACAUAUCAUUGGAGGUUACAGGAAUCGGGUCUGAUAAUCAAAGACACACCUGGCCUGCCCAGAUGUUCAAUCUCAAGUAACAGUUCUAUCUAUCCAUCCUCUUCUUCUUCUUCUCAAUCAGGUCAUUGUUAAGUUUUUACAAUAUUUAUAUAUAGACUAGGGAAAGGGAGAGAAUUUGUUUGUUUUUGUAGAAGAAUUAAAUUUUGGGAAGGAAUGAUUAGUUGCUGAUGAUUUUAUUCACAAAAUAUGAUUGAAUUGGUGUAUAAUCUUUUAAGCAUCUUAUUAUUAUUAUUAUUAUUAUUAUUA
Molecule: messenger RNA, 2261 nt
Organism: Andrographis paniculata
Lineage: Eukaryota; Viridiplantae; Streptophyta; Magnoliopsida; Lamiales; Acanthaceae
Product: probable protein arginine N-methyltransferase 3
Exons: 7
Coding region: 134-2035 (633 amino acids)
Biological process (GO): peptidyl-arginine methylation
Molecular function (GO): protein-arginine N-methyltransferase activity
Source: RefSeq, a predicted model, not a curated record